Messenger RNA from Ostrinia nubilalis (European corn borer), 4542 nucleotides. It is a transcript of the gene Vav, whose product is annotated as protein vav. The transcript is spliced from 21 exons. Gene Ontology annotation, molecular function: protein binding; guanyl-nucleotide exchange factor activity. Gene Ontology annotation, biological process: regulation of GTPase activity; cell migration. Lineage: Eukaryota; Metazoa; Arthropoda; Insecta; Lepidoptera; Crambidae. The coding region runs from base 148 to 4461 and encodes 1437 amino acids. Gene Ontology annotation, cellular component: cytoplasm. The record is from RefSeq and is a predicted model, not a curated record.
UCUUGCUCUGGCUGGGUCCUUGUGUUUGUUGUAUCAAUUUGUAUGUCAAUUAUCAAUUAACCCUUGUUUAACAAUGGCUUGUUGAUUAUUAAAAAGCUGUGCUCUGGACUGAUACUGUCGAUGUGCACUGUGGAGCGCGCGUAAAACAUGGCGACCGGAGGCGAAGAUCUCUGGCGCGAGUGCGCGUCCUGGCUGACGAGAUGUGGCUUGCUGCGUCCGGACCACAAGGCGAAUUGGGAAACUAGCACCAUCCACGACCUGGCGUACACCCUACGCGAUGGAGUUCUGCUGUGUAACCUCUUGAACGUGCUGCACCCGGGCUGCAUCGACAUGAAGGACGUGAACCAACGGCCUCAGAUGGCGCAGUUCUUGUGCAUGCGCAACAUAAAAGUGUUCCUGAGGACAUGCCAUGAAGUGUUUGAGCUUCGGGAGACAGAUCUGUUUGACCCAUCCAUGCUGUUUGAUCUGUCCAACUUCCAUCGAGUACUGUGCACACUGGCAAAGUUGAGCCAAUGUCCCAAAGCACAAGUCAAAAAUGUUAAACCAUUUUCAGCACACAGGACCCAGUCCGAAGAAGAUAUUUAUAAAGACCUGCAAUCUGUUAGCGCGAGCGUGUCGCUCGAAGCGCCGCCGUACAGCAUGAGCGAGAGCCCGAGCGGGGCGCAGGCCGAGGUGCCGUGGGUGCAGUUCACCAUCCCCAGCGCCACCUGCGAGGAUCGCGUCGAAGAAAUUUACGAGGACCUCUGCUAUGUCAAGUUCACUUCAGCGAUGCCGGAGCGAGUAAUUGACAUAGCAUCUCGCACCGCGACAAUUGUGCUCAUUAGCACCUACAUUCCAAUUGAAUUCCUCAGCACACAAACCGGCGGCGCGGGCGCGGCGGGCGGCGACGUCGGUGAGUACGCGAGCUACUGCGCGCGCAUCCACGACGAGGAGAUAUACCACGACCUCUGCGCCGUGAAGGUCGCCCGCGACACCCCCGUCGUGCAACACCACCCGCCCGCUUUCAACACACUAGCGACGUCGUCGCUCAGUCUAGAGAAACGGGACUACGUGAUACGGGAGCUAGUGGACACAGAGUCCAACUAUGUGGACGUGCUGAGCAAAAUAAUCAAAUACUUUCUGAGGCCGCUCACGCCGUAUCUGAAGCCGCAGGAUCUGCAAGUUAUAUUCUUUGGCAUAAAGGAGCUUCACGAAACACACACCGGGCUGCUGCGGCAGUUAAAGCUAGCAACAGACGUGUGCGUGCCGGGCAGCGGGACGCCGCGGCUGGCCGAUGUCUUCCUGGCGUGGCGCGAGCGACUGCUGCUGUACGGAGACUACUGCUCCAACCUCACGCACGGCCAGGACACGCUCAAGGCGCUCGACGCGAGGGACGCCACGUUCAGCAAGCAGCUGGCGCGACUGCUGCUGUACGGCGACUACUGCUCCAACCUCACGCACGGCCAGGACACGCUCAAGGCGCUCGACGCGAGGGACGCCACGUUCAGCAAGCAGCUGGCGCGACUGCUGCUGUACGGUGACUACUGCUCCAACCUCACGCACGGCCAGGACACGCUCAAGGCGCUCGACGCGAGGGACGCCACGUUCAGCAAGCAGCUGGCGGUGAGUCUGACACGCUGCGUCCUGUUGCGGCUGGCUGAUGUGUUCCUGGCGUGGCGCGAGCGACUGCUAUUGUACGGCGACUACUGCUCCAACCUCACGCACGGCCAGGACACGCUCAAGGCGCUCGACGCGAGGGACGCCACGUUCAGCAAGCAGCUGGCGCGACUGCUGCUGUACGGCGACUACUGCUCCAACCUCACGCACGGCCAGGACACGCUCAAGGCGCUCGACGCGAGGGACGCCACGUUCAGCAAGCAGCUGGCGGUGAGUCUGACACGCUGCGUCCUGUUGCGGCUGGCUGAUGUGUUCCUGGCGUGGCGCGAGCGACUGCUAUUGUACGGCGACUACUGCUCCAACCUCACGCACGGCCAGGACACGCUCAAGGCGCUCGACGCGAGGGACGCCACGUUCAGCAAGCAGCUGGCGAAAUGCCAGAAGGAGCACAGCGACGGGCGCAUCCAGCUACGGGACAUCCUGUCGGUGCCGAUGCAACGCGUGCUCAAGUACCAUUUACUGCUCGACAAACUCGUGCACGAGACGCAGCCGAACCAUGAAGAUUUCCGUGGGCUUGAACGGGCGAAGGAAGCUAUGGUCGAUGUAGCUCAGUACAUAAAUGAAGUGAAGAGAGAUAGCGAAGUGCUGGUACUGCUAGCUAAAGUACAGGAGAGCAUAAUAGACUGGGAGGGCGGCGCACUGGGCGCGGGCGGCGCGGGCCUGGCGGCGUACGGCCGGCUGCUGCUGGACGGCGAGCUCAAGGUCAAGGCGCACGAGGACCAGAAGCUCAAGACGCGCUACGUGUUCGUCUUCGACAAGCUCAUGCUGCUCUGCAAGCCCGUCAAGGACAAUCAGUACUCGUACCGGGUGGGCGUACGCCUGGCCGAGUACCGCGUGGAGGAGGGCGGAGGGCGGAGACUCCGCGGGGACGCGCGUUGGGCCUCGCACUUCUACCUCGUACGCCGGACCAAGGAUGCCACCUACACGCUGUACGCGCGAACCGACGACUGCAAGCGCAAGUGGGUCAAGGCCAUCCGCGACGCCAUAGACAAUUUGGAACCACCCGGCUGUAGAAGUACAAAUCACAAAUUCGUUUUACACACAUUCGAGAAACCAGCAACGUGUCAUCAUUGUUCAAAAUUCCUCAAAGGCAGAAUAUUUCAGGGCUACCUGUGCUCGGUGUGCAACGCGUGCGCGCACAAGGAGUGCAUCGCGCUGUCGGGCCGCUGCGGCGGGGGAGCCGCGCCCGCGCCGCCGCUGCCGCCGCACCACCACCAGCCCGACCAGGCGCUGCACUACUACAUGUGGUACGUGGGUGAAAUGGACCGUGACAUGGCGACGUCGCGGCUGGAGCGGCGCGUGGACGGCACGUUCCUGCUGCGCGUGCGGCCGCGCCACACGCACCACGCGCACACCGACACGCACUACGCGCUCUCGCUCAAGUCAGUACCGACGCUGUCUCGCUCCGACGUAGGCCCGGUGAGGGAGACGGACGCGACAUGGCGACGUCGCGGCUGGAGCGGCGCGUGGACGGCACGUUCCUGCUGCGACCACGCGCACACCGACACGCACUACGCGCUCUCGCUCAAGUCAGUACCGACGCUGUCUCGCUCCGACGUAGGCCCGGUGAGGGAGACGGACGCGACAUGGCGACGUCGCGGCUGGAGCGGCGCGUGGACGGCACGUUCCUGCUGCGACCACGCGCACACCGACACGCACUACGCGCUCUCGCUCAAGUCAGUACCGACGCUGUCUCGCUCCGACGUAGGCCCGGUGAGGGAGACGGACGCGACAUGGCGACGUCGCGGCUGGAGCGGCGCGUGGACGGCACGUUCCUGCUGCGACCACGCGCACACCGACACGCACUACGCGCUCUCGCUCAAGUCAGUACCGACGCUGUCUCGCUCCGACGUAGGCCUGGUGAGGGAGACGGACGCGACAUGGCGACGUCGCGGCUGGAGCGGCGCGUGGACGGCACGUUCCUGCUGCGACCACGCGCACACCGACACGCACUACGCGCUCUCGCUCAAGUCAGUACCGACGCUGUCUCGCUCCGACGUAGGCCUGGUGAGGGAGACGGACGCGACAUGGCGACGUCGCGGCUGGAGCGGCGCGUGGACGGCACGUUCCUGCUGCGACCACGCGCACACCGACACGCACUACGCGCUCUCGCUCAAGUCAGUACCGACGCUGUCUCGCUCCGACGUAGGCCCGGUGAGGGAGACGGACGCGACAUGGCGACGUCGCGGCUGGAGCGGCGCGUGGACGGCACGUUCCUGCUGCGACCACGCGCACACCGACACGCACUACGCGCUCUCGCUCAAGUCAGUACCGACGCUGUCUCGCUCCGACGUAGGCCUGGUGAGGGAGACGGACGCGACAUGGCGACGUCGCGGCUGGAGCGGCGCGUGGACGGCACGUUCCUGCUGCGACCACGCGCACACCGACACGCACUACGCGCUCUCGCUCAAGACGGACAACACGGUGAAGCACAUGCGUGUGUGCCACAAGCCCAUCGACCAGGUGCCGCACUACUUCUUGUCGGAGUCGCGCUUCUUCCGCAGCAUCGUCGAGCUCGUCUCCUACUACGAGAAGACCAGCCUCUCGGAGAACUUCGUGGGACUAAACUCAAACCUCCGCUGGCCAUUCCGGCGGGUGGUGGCGACGGUGAUCCACGACUUCCGGCCGCUGGACUCGUCGCAGCUGGCGCUGCGGCCCGGCGCCAAAGUGCUGGUGCUCAGCAAGGAGGGCGACAGCCGCGGCUGGUGGAAGGGACGCACCCUGGACAAGGGCGACAACCGGUCCGGUUACUUCCCCAAAGAAUGCGUGCGGGAGGAGCCGGAGUGCAUCGGCGCGCUGGACUGAUGUCAGCUGUGCCUCGCCGAGCGCGAGCUACACUACGCCGCGCCGCCACGCGCGUCCGACCACGACGCCGCCGACCUCGUC